This is a messenger RNA of Babesia bigemina, 762 nucleotides long. RefSeq lists its product as hypothetical. The transcript has a single exon. Bases 1 to 762 code for a protein of 253 amino acids. The record is from RefSeq and is a predicted model, not a curated record. NCBI's taxonomy places the organism in Eukaryota, Apicomplexa, Aconoidasida, Piroplasmida, Babesiidae.
AUGAUAUUCGAUUCGUUGACUGAGGCUCCUCGCAACCUCAAGGAGGGCAUUGACUGGUUGAUCGCCCUGAAGGAAGGUGAUGCGGUGGAGAAUGUAUUGGCCAUGGGCACUGCUGUUCACAAGUUCCUCGCAGACAAGCCUGUUGGCAAGAUGGAGCUGCCCGCUCUCGAGAAUUACAAGCGUAUUUCACAGAAGUUCUUGGAGCAACCGGAACUUAAGGGCCAGCCAUUCGUAAGCAAGCUGCUGGGUAGGUUCAAAGCACCUUUGAGCAAAAGGCCCGGUGUUCUCGCUAAGUACUUUGGAAAUAUAAUCGAGAGCGAUUAUCAGAACGUCUUGCAGACCAGACGUGCCAAGCCUGAAGUCGUUGCAGCGAACGUCGCCCAAGUUCUGUAUGGUGUUGAAAAGUUUUUGAACGAUAUCAAGGACUCCAAAUAUUACAACCAAGCCUACAGUGGAAGAGCGACAUGGGAAGCGUCGUGCUCGAAGAGCCCGGAAGCUUGCGCGCAGAUCCUCGUGGGCAUCGCGCCCAUGCUAUACACCGGCCUGCGUUCUUUGAAGGAUGCGACUGAAAUCGCCAACAAGAAAAAGCCGAAUUCCAAGGAAGAGCAGCGUUUGGGAGAGAUAUUGAAUGCUGUGGGUUACACGGAGCCCGAACGCCAAGGCAAAAUGGGCAGCGUGCAUCUCCUCAAGGCGUUGAGUGGUGUGGAUGAGCAAGUGUUGGCAGUCCUCUACGAUCUUGCUGGAUUCUGGGCUUUCUAUUGA